Messenger RNA from Entamoeba invadens IP1, 888 nucleotides. Its product is annotated as 60S ribosomal protein L13-1, putative. Gene Ontology annotation, molecular function: structural constituent of ribosome; RNA binding. Lineage: Eukaryota; Evosea; Mastigamoebida; Endamoebidae. Gene Ontology annotation, cellular component: cytosolic large ribosomal subunit; ribosome. The transcript has a single exon. The record is from RefSeq and is a predicted model, not a curated record. Gene Ontology annotation, biological process: translation. Bases 1 to 888 code for a protein of 295 amino acids.
AUGAGACAUAACCAGGCGUUACAGAACAACCACUUCAGAAAAGCACACUGGGAGACAAAAGUACACACCUGGUUCAAACAGCCAUUCCGCGCAGUCCGCCGCCACCAAGUCCGUGUGACUAAGGCUCGCCAAAGUUUCCCAAAUCCAAUCAAGAUGUUGCGCCCGGCCGUCCACUGCAUGGGACAGAAAUACAACUACAAAUUGAGACUCGGGAAAGGGUUCACUCUUGCUGAGUUGAGAGCCGCACACAUUGACGCGAGAUUGGCGCCAACCAUCGGGAUUGCCGUAGAUAGAAAGAGAAGAAAUCUCUCCCAAGAGUCUGUGAACAGAAACAAAUCGCGACUUGAAUCCUAUAUGGCCAGACUCACCGUCUUACCAAUGCACAAAUCAGCUAAGGCUAUGAGAGCACAGAAGGACAUUAAAGAAGCUGAGAGCAGAAAGAAGAAGGCCGAAGCCAUUAAGAAGUUCCUCGACGACCACAACAAGAAGGUGAGAGACCUCAAGGCUAAGGUUAUUGCCUUGAAGAAGGAGUAUUUGGCCAACAAGACCAUUGAGAAGGGAAAGGAAUUGAAGGCUUGCUCUAAGGCUUGGAUUGCCGCACAAAAGGAAUUCAAGAAGAACGUCAAGAAGGAUCACAAGAAGUACAUGGAACUCGCUAACAGAGUCUUCAGACUCCCAGUCAAAGCCGUCGAGUGCACUAAGAGAGUUAUGGACCCGAACGCUGUUAUUCCUCUCGAGAAGAAGCAGAAGCUUGAGACUGCUAAACUCACUAAGGGUAUGCAACAGAACAACGCAGUUGCUAUCCUUAAGAGACAAAAGAACAUCGCUAAGGCCGUCUCUGGUAUUGCUAAGGGUGCUAAGAAGGUUGCUGCUACUAAGAAGAACUAA